AUGAACAAUACCAACGUAUCGCCCACCGCACUCACAACUCAAGCCGCAGCUGGCUCCUCCGACGGCCUAGCUGGCGGAAGCAGCAGCGUCAAGAAUCUCAGUUGUCUCCAGUGCCGAAAGCGCAAGACACGAUGUGACAAAAAGUAUCCCUGCUCGCCUUGCGUCAUCCGCGGCGAUGCUUCGUCGUGUACGCAGGUCCAGCAGACCAUCGCUUCCAUCACCACCUCGUCCUUCGGCGCUUCCACUUCUCCUACACGCGAGGCGGCGCCUCUGCUACAUCGUGCCUCCUUCUCCGAUGCUGUAGGCUCCAGCGCAAACCUUUCCAGCGUCGCCACAGCGGCGCAUGCACCCUCUUCAUCCAGCUCGUCCAAGCUGGAACCGCGGGAAUCGCCUUUUGCCACGGAUCGCUUCAUCGGACAAGACGCCGAACGACUCUAUCGUCUCGAAGUCCGCAUGGAUCGCAUGGAACGGCACGUCUUGGGCAAUCGCCUCCAACGCAACGACUCUCACUUUACCUCGAACUCCAUCUCAGACACAGCCCAGGACGAUACCCUGCCGAGUGUAGCGCGCAUCGAUUCGACUCAAGAGCUUCCCGUCGGUCAAGACAUCCAAGAUCUCUUCGAGGAUGCUGCUAUGGGACGCAAGCACAAACUCAAGAGUCUCCCCUUGGGUACGGCAGCCGCCGCUGUUGACACGGAAGCCAAGGACCCGGAGACGGACGAAGAGCAGAUGCUCGAUCAGCGCUCGCCAGAUUCGUCGGUCGACGUCGCUUUUCGGUUUGCUCAGUUUCUUCCACACCAAAGCGCCGUCCUCCUCGAGUUCUACUUUGCCCACGUCGACUGGACCACCCGCGUCUUGCCCUCUGAGAGCUACGACGAGUUCUUGCGCCUCUCCAAGCUGCAGCCAGAACAGAUCGCAGCUUUCCCCGUAUCGAGUGCCAUGGUCUGCUGCUACUUUGUCAUCGUUGCGCUCUCCCUUCACUUUGCCGAUGCUGCGCUCCUCGAAAAGGUCGGCAUCUCGAAAAAAGAGGCUUCUCGCUUGGCCGACACACUAUGUACCGGCAGUCAACAGCUGCUGUGGUCGUCCAACUUUCUUCAAUCUCAACAGCUCGAGCACCUCGCGUGCAUCUGUCUGCUCGGUGUCUACCAGCACAACCGCAAGGAGCAGGCCGAGGGGCAAUGGGCGCUCCUCGGCUCUGCCAUCAAGGUCGCACAAAACAUGGGCCUCGCACGCUUGGACCACGGCAGCGCAUCUCGAAAGCCGUUCGGCAGCAUGACCAACGAAGCACGUCGCGAGCUCGGCAGACGCAUCUGGUGGAACCUCACCUGGCUCGACUGGUCGCACUCUGUCGCUCACUUUGGCGUCUACUCUGUCCAUCCUUCGCAGAAUCGCACCAAUUUGCCCGCCAACGUCGACAUCCACAAUGACAGCCUUACGCUGCGCUCUCAAGACGUCUAUACGCACUCAUCGGCCAUCACCAUGCGCAUGCGCUACGUCAUCAUCUAUCGCGAGAUCGUCGACCUCUCCAACGAAGGGCCGAAACUCUCGCGCGCUCAGAUUCACCGCUUCGUCAGCAAACUCAACGAGGUGCACGACUCGACACCUGCCUGUCUGCGCUACUCGCCCGACCGUACCUUCGACAAGCCGGACCAGGCGAUGGAGGCGAUCAUGCUCGAGCUCAUGUACCUCAACCGCAUCCUUCGACUGCAUCGUGUCCAUCAGCUUUCGGGCUUCACGGACGACGAAUGGCGCUUCGCACGCAAAGCGUGCCUGUCGUCGGCCAGCUGCAUCAUCCGGAUCCUGUCGCUGCAGCAAGACAGUGCCAUCCACAAGUUUUGGCUCGUGAGCUUCUUCCUUCUCGGUGCCUCUAUGGCGCUGGUGAUGGAGCUCUGCUGUGCGCGUCAAGACGAGCUUGACGCAGCUUCGGUGAGAGCCAGCCUUUCGACAGCGGUAUCGCUGCUUUCCAAAGCAGGACCUGGAAGCGAAGCUGCGCGCAACUCGCGACGCAUUCUCAAAGAACUGCUGAGCGCCGAGAACAAGAUUCGUUCUGCAUUCGCUCGUUUGGGUGGACUGGAGAGGAUCGCAGAAACGAGACUGGAUACGAGCGGUCCAAAGGAUGUGUUCCUCGAUGUGCUGCAAAAGGUGUUUCACAGCAUGUCGCGAUGCAAACGCAAGCGCGAAAUUGAUGAUGGUUCCGGUGGUACACAAGCAGCCAAGCGCCGCAUCGAAGCAGCAGAUUCUGCUCGACAAACGCGUGAAUCGACGGCCUCUUCGGUGGGCCGUGGAGAUGGAGCGGCUGGGAGCAAGACGCGCGGUGCCAACGGACACGCAAGUGGACACGUGGGCAACGGUACGGCAUCUUUCAUGGAGGGAGGAUACAGCUGGUUGGAUCCGAACAACUUUGGUGGUAUGACGGCAGAUGGUGCGGGCGGGGCGCUGGAGGCAUUGUCGGUGGGGGACGGAACGGUAGCGUCGAACGAGAGCGACUGGCAAGGGGAUCAGACGCUGUUCCCUUCGUUGGAUGGGAUACUGUCGGGAGCGCUUUCGAUCGAUGAGUGGCUCGGCUCGUCGUAUCCAUUUGAUCAUCUGUGA
Messenger RNA from Pseudozyma hubeiensis SY62, 2592 nucleotides. RefSeq names its product C6 transcription factor. The coding region runs from base 1 to 2592 and encodes 863 amino acids. The record is from RefSeq and is a predicted model, not a curated record. Gene Ontology annotation, molecular function: zinc ion binding; DNA binding; DNA-binding transcription factor activity, RNA polymerase II-specific. NCBI's taxonomy places the organism in Eukaryota, Fungi, Basidiomycota, Ustilaginomycetes, Ustilaginales, Ustilaginaceae. The transcript has a single exon. Gene Ontology annotation, biological process: DNA-templated transcription; regulation of DNA-templated transcription.